Messenger RNA from Plasmodium cynomolgi strain B, 720 nucleotides. Its product is annotated as VAMP-like protein YKT62. The record is from RefSeq and is a predicted model, not a curated record. Gene Ontology annotation, biological process: endoplasmic reticulum to Golgi vesicle-mediated transport. Gene Ontology annotation, molecular function: SNAP receptor activity. The coding region runs from base 1 to 720 and encodes 239 amino acids. Gene Ontology annotation, cellular component: Golgi apparatus; membrane. The transcript is spliced from 2 exons. NCBI's taxonomy places the organism in Eukaryota, Apicomplexa, Aconoidasida, Haemosporida, Plasmodiidae.
AUGAACGACUUCCCAGGCGCCCUGCCCAGCAGCGAGCGCUCGAGCAAAGUUGCGCUGUAUGCGAUCCUGAUUUACAAGCACGAUGCGUCCAAGCCAGUAUUCCUCUCCUCGGCAGUGGACCUCUCGUCCUUCCCCUUCUUUCACCGCUCCUCCCUGAAGGAGCACAUAUAUUUCCACUCCAGAUUGGUAUGUAGUAGGACGCCCAAAGGAAACAGAGAAGUCAUCGAAUUGGAGUCAGGAAUUGGCCAUCUCCACGUUUACACCAAUAAGGAUACCAAUGUCAGUGUAUUAGUCCUGUCGACCAAGACAUACCCUCUACGAAUAGCCUUCGGGCUCAUUGACGCUACACAGAGACUGUUCCAUCAAAAAUGCAGAAAUAAAUACGAGCAUGUAACGCAGGAUUUAAUGGAGGGGGCUCUAUUCUCUACCGAUUUGCAAGAGCUGUUAAAAAAGUACCAAAAUCCAUCGGAGGCGGAUAAAUUAUCAAGAGUACAGAAGGACCUAGAUGAAGUGAAAGACGUGAUGUUAAAAAAUAUUGAUGAUUUAUUACAGCGGGGGGAGAAGCUCGAUGAUCUUAUGAAGAAGAGUCAGGACUUGUCCAACUCUUCAUACCAGUUUUACAGGUGCGUCCCGUCGGGGGUAGCAGCGGGAGCGGAAGCGGACGCGGCUAUGUCGUCAGAGCAAGCUAAGAAGAACAACCAAUGCUGCAAGCUGUACUGA